This is a messenger RNA of Betta splendens (Siamese fighting fish), 1899 nucleotides long. It is a transcript of the gene rnf5, whose product is annotated as ring finger protein 5. Gene Ontology annotation, cellular component: endoplasmic reticulum. Gene Ontology annotation, molecular function: metal ion binding; ubiquitin-like protein conjugating enzyme binding; ubiquitin protein ligase activity. Gene Ontology annotation, biological process: ubiquitin-dependent protein catabolic process. The transcript is spliced from 6 exons. Lineage: Eukaryota; Metazoa; Chordata; Actinopteri; Anabantiformes; Osphronemidae. The record is from RefSeq and is a predicted model, not a curated record. Bases 153 to 782 code for a protein of 209 amino acids.
AACGGAAGUCUCCAGUCAGGUAGAUGGACAGCAGUGGGUUCCGUUGACUUCGGUGACUCUACGCUGACUCGUCGUAGACGUUUGUUCGGCUUGGGUCCGUGUGGGUUGGGUCGGUGCUUCACAGUCAUCUCCUUACUUAUACAGAAGGAACUAUGGCGGCCGCGGAUCCCCGGUCCUCGAGUGACGGCGGGCCGGCCAGCCGAGGAGGCUUCUCGGCCGGGGAGAGCGGCAACAACCGCGACGGAUCGGGCGGCGGCAGCGGGGAAGGCGAACGCGAGCGGGACCGGGCCACGUUCGAGUGCAACAUUUGCCUGGACACUGCCAGGGACGCCGUCAUCAGCAUGUGCGGCCACCUGUUCUGCUGGCCCUGCCUUCACCAGUGGCUGGAGACGCGGCCCAGCAGGCAGCAGUGUCCGGUGUGUAAAGCCGGCAUCAGCAGGGAGAAGGUCAUUCCACUGUACGGCCGAGGGAGCUCCACCCAGGAGGACCCCAGGUUGAAAACUCCACCUCGACCUCAGGGACAGAGGACAGAACCAGAAAGCAGAGGCGGAAUGUUCCAGGGUUUCGGGGACACCGGCUUUCACCUGUCUUUCGGCAUCGGCGCUUUCCCCCUGGGCUUCUUCACCACAGCCUUCAACACCAACGACCCCUUCCACAGAGCAGACCAGUAUGUAGGCGACCAGCAAGCCAAUGGCAACCUCAACAAUGGCAAUAACAACUGGCAGGACUCCCUCUUCCUGUUCGUGGCCAUCAUCUUCUUCUUCUGGCUGCUGAGCGUGUGAUGGAACAGGAGCACGAAACAAAACUAACCUCUCACGAACGAACUAGACACACACUCAUGACACAUUUCCUCGCAGGUACCAGCUCGGGAGAGAGAGCGGAGCGUUGCGUUUGUUCCCAAAAAGAAAUGCAGACGUCGGGUUUUCUUGUCCUCCCUGCAGAUUCACUUUAGGAUGUGCAGCCACAGUCGUCCGCACGCUUCAUUGGUUUUGUUUGUGCAAGAAAAAGUAGUGUUGCGUGAAUCCCAGAAUAAGUCACGCCAGCCCUUCCUCUCUACAUGCACCUGUAGAUAUAUGCACAAAAACAAAGGUGGACACUUAAGCUAAAAUGGUUCACAGACAGUAUUAAGCGGUCGAGGUUUGAAGCUAGUAAUUUUUCCUUUUGGUGUUGAGCAGCAGAAGAGAAGUGGGUGGAGGAUAAUUCGAGGUGGUGACUAAUUCUGUUUUGGUUUUCACACCCGUCUUGAAGGAACCGCCAGUCAGUCCCUUAGACCCAGAGGGAGGCACAUUGUGGAGCGUUUCCGGGGUACAGAAUAAUUGAGGGUGCAGCAGCAGCUGUUUCUUACUCUGAAGGCCAAAGAGUAGCAGAGACGGUGGGAGGGUCGCUGCUGUAAACCUGGGAGCUGUGAUUUUAGAGGCGAGCGUGCUCCCAGAGCCUGCGUCUUAAAAUGAAAUAACACUGAAGGAUGCAUUUUUUUUUAUAUUAUACAAUUGUCUUAAGAAGAAACUGCCAUCGCACUGUGACGUCGUUUGUAUUUGCUGAAUCUGUCCCAAUGAUUAAUGUGUCUGCUGACGUUGAACUGCCUGUCGCUUCCUUCCCUGCAGAGCUCCACACAGGGAGGUACGUCCCUAAAAGGUACAGGCUGGCAGUUCGGGUGAUCAGACUUGUGUCACGGUUGUCUGUGCGAGUGUGUGUACAUUAUAUAUUUGUAUAUACAACACUGUAAAUGCUGUUUGUGCUUGUUUCUGACUAACGACCAGCUGGAUGAGGACAAGGCGUAGAUGGAGACACUUUUGUAAAGUGAGAAAGUGAUGUCAAUUUUCAUACUUUGUUUUAAUUUAAAACGGCCCAAAUUAAUAAUGACCAUAAAGUUUAAUAAAUGUCACAAGCAAAAAAGUG